Messenger RNA from Pseudogymnoascus verrucosus, 2465 nucleotides. RefSeq lists its product as uncharacterized. The record is from RefSeq and is a predicted model, not a curated record. Gene Ontology annotation, biological process: regulation of DNA-templated transcription. Bases 480 to 2234 code for a protein of 584 amino acids. NCBI's taxonomy places the organism in Eukaryota, Fungi, Ascomycota, Leotiomycetes, Thelebolales, Thelebolaceae. Gene Ontology annotation, molecular function: DNA-binding transcription factor activity. The transcript has 2 exons.
CAAAGAUCGUGCUUGAUGGCUGACGCGGCCUUUCACUUCCCUUCACAUCCCCCAGGCACAAAUCACCAUCUUCCACCCAAUUACACCCAUAAUCCCUCCCCUACACCCAUAAUCCCAACCCUUAUACCACCCAAUGACAAUCCCCAGCGCCUGAAUCCUCACCUGCUGCGCAUUCAGGCUGCCAUUGUCCAAAACCAUCCUCCAUCCCACACCCCUUCAAACUUCCAUUGCUUGUGUUCCAUUCUCCUCCCUUUCAUCGAAAACUAUCUCCAAACAUUCAACUAUCACCGAGUAAAACAUCUCACGAUCUUGAUUUUCACUCGAAACAUUCAAACACCACAACAGAAGAACCAACCCAUUUCACGCCGUUGCAUGCUCCCACCACCGCAUCCGGGACUGCACACUCACGCCAAUCCGCUCCUGAGCACCCUCAACCACGCCUGAACAAACGGGCAACACUCAUCCACACAUCAGACGCAAUGUCGUCCCAAUCAUCACAAAACGCCAUGUCCCGCAGCGCCUCCCAGGCCAACUGCCUCGACCCUCUCGACUCCCUCCUCGACCUCUCCUCCUACGAGACCAUGACCUACGGCUCUCCCUCCAUCUCCCCCUCCGAGUCCAGCAAGUCCGUCUCCUUCCGCCCAACCGCCUCAACACCCACCGCAAACACCCUCCUCCCGCCGCGUCAACAGUCGCACGCUCCUCCUAGCCACCCCUACGAUGCUCACAAGCAGCAGACUGGCAUCCCAACGGGCGGUCUCGCGACCACCCUCGCCAUCAACAACAAUUCCCAGAUGUACGCCGGUUACGGCUACCUCUCCGGCGUCGACAACUCCGAUGACUUCAGCGACAUGGGUUUCAAUGCCGGAAGCGCCUCAGGGUCCGGCAGCUUCGACAACUUAGGCAUGGACAUCGACUACGACUCCCCCACCGUCGACCCAGCCUUCUUCUUCCCCCCCCUCCCCAGCGCCGCCGACUACGCCAGCCAGACGCAGACGCCUGUUCCCGCAACCGCCGUCAAGGUUGAGGCCAGCAACGUCGGGCGUCUCUGGCCGGGCAUGCAUCAGCAGCAGGCUGCGAUGGCGAAGGCUGAGCAGCAGCGCAAGCAGCAGCAGAUGCUGAUCGCGCAGCAGCAACGACACAGCGCUGUGCCGACGCAGGCGGCGAAGGCGAGGGCGAGGCCGGCGACGGAUCCGAUUGUUGAGGAGAAGAUCUCGCAGCUGCUUAACUCGAUGAGGCAGAAUAGCGAGGCGACGAGUAAUGGGGAUGAGGAUGUUGCGGAGGGCCAUGGGCAUGGCGGGCGCUCGAGGAAGGAUGAGGAGGAUAUGGAUGAGGAUGAGAGGUUGUUGGCCAGUGAGGAGGGGAAGAAGUUGAGUAGUAAGGAGAGGAGGCAGUUGAGGAAUAAAGUUUCCGCGCGCGCGUUCCGCUCGAGGAGGAAGGAAUACAUCGGCCAACUCGAAGGCGAGAUCGCCACCCGCGUCAACGAGAACACCGACCUCCGCAACCAGAACCGCGAGCUCCUCUCCGAAAACAAGCGUCUCGCAGACCUAACCCGCAUGCUCCUCUCCUCCCCCUCCUUCUCCGGCUUCCUCGACACCCUCAGCACGAACCCCAACCCUGUCGAGCGUCAACAGCAGGCUACUCCUCCUGUUGUCGAGCAGCAGCAGCAGCAACAGGCGCCAAAGGACCCAAACCCGUACGCGCAGCAGCAGCAGCAGAAUCUGGAUAUGAAUAUCAACUACGCUAUGAUUCCUGAUGCGGCGCCGUUGGAUUUCAACCUUUUGGAUCUGAAUACGCAUGAUUUCAUUUAUCAGCCGCAGGUGUUCAGUGUGCACAGUGUUGAGGAGGUGAGGUUCGAUGCUUCUGUCCUCUCUGGCAAGCCUUCGAGUACCUUCGAGGCGGAGGAGGAUAAGCUUGAGCUCCCUCUCUUCUCGGCACCCGCACUACCGGAACCGGUCGCUGCUAAGUCGAUAGAGACUGUUGAGGAGGCGGAUGAGGAGUUUGAUUCCGAUCCGAUGUUCUCCCUCUUCGCUCCCUCGUCGUCGUCAGCUGCUUCCGCACCGCUACCACUUGAUACUGCGGCACUGAUCGCGGCGAUCCAGCCGGCGAAGGAGAUGUUGAGGUUUGAGCUUGUGGAUUGGGAGGAGAGCGAGAGGAGGUUCUUAAGGGUGCAGAGGUUGGGGGCGGGGAUUGAGGCUGUUGUCGCUAGGUUGGAGGGGUUGGGUCUUGAGUAAGCGGUGGGAUGAGAUGUGUGGUGGAAUUGGUUUUGCGGUUUUAGCGGUCAUGGGAAUCUUUUUUUUGGUAGGAUAUGGCGGGGGUUUGGGAAUACUUGUAGUUAACUGUCGUUUUGGUCUUCACUCACUGAAAUGUGUGUUGUGUGGUCUUUUUCUCUCUUAUGUUCUGGGGAGGUGGAGGGCGAGGUAUAGAGAUAAUAAAAGACGAAAAUGAAAAUAAAUGAACCGAAG